Striga asiatica is the source of this 4037-nucleotide messenger RNA. The record is from the annotation of a GenBank genome assembly. Lineage: Eukaryota; Viridiplantae; Streptophyta; Magnoliopsida; Lamiales; Orobanchaceae.
UUUUAUAAAUUGAGUUGCACAAAUAGUCUUUGUUUUCGUUGUGCUCUGCUCACCCUUAUUAUCUAAACAAUCAGUCCGACCCGAAUUUCUUUGAGUCAACCGGGAAACAUUCGUCGGUGCUCAUUAAACUCGAACAAAAAACAAAGAUGCAUUAAGCAAAGGUUGUACUCUCUUCUGCCCGAGUUGCACUUUACAAAACCAAACCCUAAAAUUCACGUUCCGCCGUGGAGUUUAGUCGCUCGACGGCCAACCCUGGCGCUUCCGCCCACACCACAACCGAGAGCCAGCCGCCUCACGCGCCGCCGCCGCCGAUGCGCUUCUCAAUCAACAUAUCGGAGCCGCAGGUAUGGUCUGGUCCUAUUAAAUCCUAGGCUUCAUUAAAGCUCAGCCCUCGUCAUAUUUUAUGCCUUGGCUUGAUGGGCAAGGGCCGGGGUAGCCCAACCGUACAUAUUUUCAUCUCUAUUUUCUUUCAGCAAGUCUUGAUUAGGAUGCUGAUGCUGCUUGUGGAUUGACUACUUGUAAUUGAGUAUUAACUGUUUUGGCAAUAAAGUCGAGAUCAAUUUAUAAGGGUCUCCUCUGCAAUGGGCUCUCCUGUACAUGAAACCGAGGAGGAUAUAGAGGUGAACAUUGAUUCCAUAAGGGACGAUGAUGACUGGGUAGUUAGUGAAAAGAGAAAGCAGAAGUCGAGCAAAUCUAGGAAAUCGGGAAGUGGUGAAGAUGAUGGAUUGGAUGGUAAUGGAAGGAAAAGAAGUAUUCCCGACAGACAUGAAAGCCGUAAGAGAGCGGGUGGGUCAAGCAGAGAUAGUGAUCCGGACGAAUAUGAAACCAGGAAAGAGUCGCGCUCUAAGCAGGUGAAGAAAAAGCAGCCAGAAGAGAACACAUUGGAUGUAUUGAGCACUUGGUAUCAAGAUGGAGAAGUAGAUAAUAAGUAUGAACGUGGGGUCAAACUCGAGAGUAGAGGGUAUAGUCGAGUUGAAGAGAGUGAGAUAAAUAAAUCAUCUUCAAGGCAUUCAGAACGCGUUACAGAUUUGGAAAAUUUGCAAGAAAGAGAUUCAAGAGAGUCUUCGAGAAGGGAUAAUAGCCGAGAGAAGGGAAUUGGGCAUGCUGAACAUGGAAGGAACCAUAGAAGAAGAUGGGACGAGGCCGACAACACAAAUAAAACUGUUGAUUAUGGAGAAAAAAAUGAUGUCAGGAGCGGCAUGUCUCCGGAUGACAAACUCGAUUGUUUAAAUGAAAGAGACAAAACUGAUUCUUUGGGAGCUGAAUUAAAUGAUAUUAAAGGCAGGGGUUUGGAAUCACCGAAUGACAAAGACGAGAGACGAUUUGAUUCCGAGAGGAGUGACAGAGGAAAAUAUGAAGUUGUCGAGGAAGACAAUAUGGGAAUUAUGACACACAAAGACAUCUCAAGCAAAGAGAGGUUUGAGGGGCACAAACAACAAAGAAAUUCCACUAGGGAGACUGUUGACAACUAUGCCAGAUCUUCAAAUGCUGAUGAAGAAGUUAAGACCUGGGCGGGAGGCAAAACUAGGACUGAUGAAGAAAAUUAUACUUCCAGGACCCCUGAGAAGAUCGGGAGACGUCCAAUCGAACCAGAUAAUCUUGACGUAGAUUAUGAAAGAAGCAAUAGCUUUAGGAGGAAGGAAUUGGGAAAAGAUGCCCCAUGGGAUGAUAGAUCCAAAGGAAGAGAUGAUGGUUGGGUUGACAGAAACAGGGACCGGGAGAAUUUUAAUGAUUCACGGAAAAGAAAGCAAGAUAAAGAAACAAGAGAAGGUGAAACAAACUUUGAAAACAUGAGGGAUUGGGAAUUGCCCAGGCGUGGUCGUGACAGGCUUGAUGGUCGUAUUGGUGGUAGAAAAGACGGGAACAGGACCGAAGCCGUGAAAACGUCGUCAAAAUACGGAAUAUCAAGUGAGAAUUAUGACGUUAUUGAAAUUCAAACCAAACCAUUUGAUUAUGCGAGAGAUGAUUCUAGGACCAUUCAGCAAUCCGACACGAAGCAACCUGAUCCUGAGGAUAUCUCUCAUCCGAGGGAGGAUCGAUCACAAAACACCGAAGGAUCAGCACAAAACGGUGAAGAUAGAAAGGAUAGGUUCAUGGAUAGCGACAAUCAGAAUUUAUGGAGAGAUGAUAAUGAUUAUCAUAAUGCAGAAAAAUUGAGAGGCCAGAAAGGAGUCACACCUAGUCGUGGUGGUACAGGUGGACAGAGUUCCAGUGGUGGCUCGCUACCUCCAUUUGGAAACCAGGAGCUUGGCUCCUUCAACAGAAGCUCUUCUCAAGGUGGCAGAGGGAAUAGAAUGGGGAGAGGAGGAAGGGGUAGGCCUUCUGGGAGAGACAGUCAACCAGCUGGUAUCCCGAUGCCUUUGAUUGGUUCGACUUUUGGGCCGCUUGGCUUGCCGCCUCCUGGAUCAUUGCAGUCUUUACCUCCCAACAUGUCCCCUGCUCCAGGUCCAAUUUCACCUGGAGUCUUCAUUCCACCAUUUCAACCUCCCAUUGUAUGGCCAGGAGCCCGAGGUGUUGAGAUGAAUAUGCUUGGUGUUCCUCCCGGGCUGCCACCUGUCCCAUCUGGACCAUUGGGACCACCCAGAUUCUCUCCUAAUGUGGGUAACACGCCAAGUGGUGGUUUGGUUUUCAGUCCAUCGGGGCCUGGAAGGGGAAUGCCUCCUAAUUUGUCUAGUCCAAACUUUAAUACAAUAAUAUCAUCCCCUGUGGUUCGUGGUCAGCCACAAGAGAAAGUUUCUGGAGGAUGGGUUCCUCCUAGAAAUAAUAAUGUUCCCCCUGGGAAAGCCCCGUCUAGAGGAGAGCAGAACGACUAUUCCCAGAACUUUGUAGAUACUGGUAUGCGGCCACAAAAUUUUAUUCGGGAGCUCGAGCUGACUAGUGUUGUAGAGGACUAUCCCAAACUCCGGGAGCUCAUACAGAAAAAAGAUGAGAUUGUUUCAAAAUCUGCUUCUCCUCCUAUGUACUACAAGUGUGAUCUGAGGGAGCAAGCGCUUUCUCCCGAGUUCUUUGGGACAAAGUUUGAUGUCAUUCUUGUUGACCCGCCGUGGGAAGAAUAUGUUCACCGAGCACCAGGUGUCACUGACCAUAUGGAGUACUGGACAUUUGAAGAAAUAAUGAACUUGAAGAUUGAGGCAAUUGCCGACACUCCGUCUUUUAUAUUCCUUUGGGUUGGGGAUGGUGUUGGGCUAGAGCAAGGUCGACAAUGUCUAAAGAAGUGGGGAUUUCGCAGAUGUGAAGAUAUAUGCUGGGUUAAGACCAAUAAAACAAAUGCAACUCCAGGAUUACGUCAUGAUUCACAUACUCUGUUUCAGCGUUCAAAGGAACACUGUCUGAUGGGCAUAAAAGGGACUGUGCGUCGCAGUACAGAUGGUCAUAUAAUCCAUGCGAACAUUGAUACUGAUGUUAUAAUUGCAGAGGAGCCUCCUUAUGGUUCAACUGCAAAGCCUGAGGACAUGUAUCGAAUAGUUGAGCAUUUUGCUCUUGGUCGAAGAAGGCUGGAGCUGUUUGGUGAGGACCAUAAUAUUCGUUCUGGGUGGUUGACCGUCGGUAAAGAAUUGUCCUCAUCAAACUUCAAUUCUGAGACGUAUAUCCGGAAUUUUGCUGACAAGGAUGGUAAGAUUUGGGUCGGGGGUGGGGGCCGAAACCCACCCCCCGAGGCCCCACACCUCGUCCUAACGACCCCCGACAUAGAAUCCUUGCGGCCUAAGUCUCCCAUGAAGAACCAACAACAGCUCCAACAACAGCAACAACAGCAAUCCGUGUCCAUUACCCUCACAAGCGCGAAUUCCGGCGGCAAGAGGCCCGGGAACUCGCCGCAAAACCACGGGCCCGGGCCCAGUUUCUCAGGACCGGAAGCUUCCGGAUCCAGCCUCCAGUCCCCUGCCCCGUGGGGCCCACCGCCCGUGGAGGCAUUUGGGUAUGGUGCUCCGUUUGGUCCCGCGGGCGGAGGGGAGUUUUUGGAUUACGAGGGCCAUAGAGGAAUGAAUAUGUUGUAGCUCGAAGUUUCAAUGUCAAACAUUUUUUUUUUCUUGUACUUU